UGCAUGAUGUCACUUCCACCAGCUCUGGUAUAUAUAAAACAAUGCUGCAGUGCUCACUAGGCACCCAAAGCAAGCAGGGGAGGGAGGCAGGGAUUGGACAUCAAGGAGUGAUUGCAGCAUUUCCCAGCAGAUUGCAACCAGCCAGAUCCCAGGAUGCUCUCUCUAGGAGUCCUUUCCCUCGCCCUAUGUGCAGCACAAGUUUUGUCCCUUCCUGUAUCCAGCCUGGAAAGUGAAGAUGACACUAAGGUGAUGAAAUGCAUCGUUGAAGUGAUUUCGGACACGCUGUCUAAACCCAACCCCGUCCCCAUCACUCAGGACUGCCUGGAGACUCUCCGAGGAGAUGAAAGGAUCAUCUCCAUCCUCAGGCAUCAGAAUCUCCUGAAGGAACUGCAGGAACUGGCUGCCCAAGGGGCCAUGGAGAGGAUCCAGAAAGUGAAGAAGAAUCGCGGUUAUGAGGAGGAACUUUCCGGCGUCCUCGGCAAGCAGGACAAAGCUCCCGCCUCCGGUAAAGAUGCGCUUCCUCUUCACGGGAAAUUUUCCGAGAGCGAGGAGGUGAAGAGGCAACCGGAGGACGAGAGGAAGGCGAGCUCGGAGCGCUCCCAGGAAGAGGACAGCGCCGAGGAGCUGGAGAGUAACGAGAUCAGCAAGAGAGAGGAGACCCCCGAGGACGAGAUCGACAAUCAUAUCACCGACGAGAUCAACCACAUGGAGCCUCCCAAGGACAAUCAGGAAGACGCCAGCGACGGGGCAUCUGAGGAGGAGGCCGUGUCCAAGAAGGAUCCCGAGGAGAUCGGAGACCAUGACAAGGAAGAUCUGAAGCAAGAGAGCAACGAGACGGAAAACGAGGAGGACGACACCCAGCGGGAGGACAAUUCAAUGAGGAUCCCCGAAGACGCCAGGUCAGAGGCGGAGACCAGCAAGGAAAGCCAACAAGAAAGCGAAGCGGCUGACUGUUCCGACGACGAAACGGCCAAAGACCUCGAGGAUUCCAAACGAUGGAACAAAAUGGAUGAGCUGGCCAAGGAACUCCGAGCCAAGAGGUGCGCCAAACGCGACACCAGCGAGGAGGACCCAGACCGAUCCAUGAGACUUCCCGUCGCAGACCAAAAGUACGAGCCGGCCAACGAGGAGCGUGAAGACAGACAGCAGCAGCAAGCCUCCAGAGAAGACACGGAGCCUCAAAUGUCCAAAAGGCCAGAAGAGAGGAAGGAGGAAGAAGGCAGUGCCAACAGGAAGACCGAGGAACAAGAACUGGAGAGCCUGGCCGCCAUCGAGGCCGAGCUGGAGAACGUCGCCCACAAACUGCAUGACUUGAGGAGGGGAUGAUCU
Molecule: messenger RNA, 1329 nt
Organism: Nanorana parkeri
Lineage: Eukaryota; Metazoa; Chordata; Amphibia; Anura; Dicroglossidae
Gene: CHGA
Product: chromogranin A
Exons: 9
Coding region: 154-1326 (390 amino acids)
Biological process (GO): negative regulation of insulin secretion; defense response to bacterium; negative regulation of catecholamine secretion
Cellular component (GO): chromaffin granule
Source: RefSeq, a predicted model, not a curated record